This is a messenger RNA of Acomys russatus (golden spiny mouse), 2584 nucleotides long. RefSeq names its product guanylate-binding protein 1-like. The transcript has 11 exons. The record is from RefSeq and is a predicted model, not a curated record. The coding region runs from base 187 to 1962 and encodes 591 amino acids. Lineage: Eukaryota; Metazoa; Chordata; Mammalia; Rodentia; Muridae. Gene Ontology annotation, molecular function: GTP binding; GTPase activity.
CCGUGAUCAAACGGUUUCAGUUUCCCAGUCCUUCAACACACUGUGAAAGUUACAGUGCUUUAUAGCAUUUGCUCACUUGGGGAAAUCCAGAAAGUUUCCCAGGGUUGAAAGAGGAAAUAAAAACAAGUGUCAGAGCCUGUCCACACACAGUGAGCAGCGAGAGCAGACAGGAAACAAGCCUGCACGAUGGCCUCAGAUAUCGACAUGCCUGGCCCUGUGUGCCUCAUUAAGAAUGUGAAAGGACAGCUGAUAGCCAACCAGGAAGCCCUGAGCAUCCUGUCUGCCAUCCAGAAGCCAGUGGUGGUGGUGGCGAUUGUGGGCCUCUACCGCACAGGCAAAUCCUACUUGAUGAAUAAGCUGGCUGGGAAGAAUACAGGCUUCUCUCUGGGCUCCACCGUGCAGUCUCACACCAAGGGUAUCUGGAUGUGGUGUGUGCCGCAUUCCCAGAAGACAGACCACACCCUGGUUCUGCUCGACACUGAGGGCCUGGGAGACGUGGAGAAAGGUGACCCUGAGAAUGACUGCUGGAUCUUCGCCCUGGCUAUACUUCUAAGCAGCACUUUUGUGUACAACAGCAUGGGGGCCAUCAACCAGCAGGCGCUGGACCAGCUGCACUAUGUGACAGAGCUGACAGACAGAAUCCAAACCAGAUCGUCCCCUGACGAUGAUGACCUGGAGAAUUCAGCUGAGUUUGUGAGCUUCUUCCCAGACUUUGUAUGGACUCUGAGAGACUUCUCUCUGGAGCUGAAAGUAAACGGGGAACCUAUCUCGGCAGAUGAAUACCUACAGAAUUCCCUGAGGCUUCUUCAAGGCAUCAGUCAAAAAGAAAAACAGUUUAAUAUGCCUCGGCUCUGCAUCCGCAAGUUCUUCCCAAAGAAGAAAUGCUUUGUCUUUGAGCGGCCAGCUCACGGGAAGCAGCUCAACCAGCUAGAAUCGCUGCAGGAUCAAGACCUGGAUCCCAGCUUUGUGGAACAAGUGGCGCAGUUCUGUUCCUAUGUGUUCAGCUGCUCCGAGGUUAAAACUCUUUCAGGAGGCCUCAAGGUCAAUGGACCACGACUAAAGAGUUUGGUGACAACCUAUGUGAACACCAUCAGCAGUGGGGGUCUGCCCUGCAUGGAGAAUGCUGUCCUGGCUUUGUCCAAGAUAGAGAACUCAUCCGCAGUACAAAAGGCCAUCACCUACUAUGAGCAGCAGAUGAGCCAGAGGGUGCAGCUGCCCACAGAGACCCUCCAAGAAUUGCUGGACCUGCACAGGACCUGUGAGAGAGAAGCCAUCAAGAUCUUCAUGGACAAUUCCUUCAAAGAUAUUGAUCAAGUGUUCCAAUCAGAAUUAGGGACCAAAUUGGAAACAAAACGGGAGGAAUUCUGUAAGAAGAAUGUACAGGCAUCCUUAGACCACUGCUCAGCUCUGCUUCAGGAAAUUUUCAGUGCACUGGAAGAAGAUGUGAAGCAGGGGGUUUAUUCUAAACCUGGGGGUUACAGUCUUUUUAUCCAGAAGAGAGAGAAGUUGAAGAAAAAGUACUAUGAGGAACCCAGAAAGGGGGUGCAGGCUGAAGAAGCUCUCAAGACAUUUUUACAGUCCAAGGAGGAUGUGGCUGAUGCAAUUCUACAGACAGACCAGACUCUGACAGAAAAGGAAAAGCAAAUUGAAGUGGAGCGUGUGAAAGCUGAAGCUGCAGAGGCUGCCUCAAAACAACUGGCGGAGAUGCAGGAGAAGAAUAAUCAGUUGGCAAAGGAGAAAGAGAAGAGUUACCAGGAGCAUGUGGAACAGUUGACUGAGAAGACAAAGCAGGAACAGGCCCAGGAGUUGGAGGAGCAAGCGAGGAUCUUUAAGCUCAAAUUUGAGGAACAGGUCCAGCUACUAACAGAGGGAUACCAGAAGGAGAUAAAAAAAAUGCAAGAUGAAAUGAUUUGUCUCCAGAACAGGAAACCAAAGCGCAAAUGGUAUAAGCUAAAGUUUUAAGAAGAGCAGCAUCCACCGUCCUGCCACUAAAGCAGAGCUGAGCAGGCUAUAGAAUUGGGAACAAGUGUCACUUCAGUUGAUAAUAAAUGGGUCCUGUGUCAGAAAACUAGAAAUCUGCACAGAUGUGCACUGAGAUCAUUGAACUCAUGUUUAUCUUCCUAUAAGAUUGUAUGCAAAGAAUGUCAUUGGUUCUCUGCCGUGGGAGAGGGAUCAACAGACUGCUCUGAAGAAAGCCACUUUUCCAGAUGAUCUCCAGGAGACAAGCAGACACUAAGCUCACUCUUAAAUCCUGCCACAUAAAGGAAUCAAGGUGUCCAGGGUGUGAUGGGUCUGAAGGACAGAGAUAGCUUCACCCCUUACUGGAGACAAAGUAAAGUUCUCCAUCAUUUCAAAGGUGCUCAAUCUUUGCUGAGUGGCAGUGAUUUAUGAAGACUGGUAAUGAAUAGCCCUAUCAACACACUUCAUCAUAAAUAAUGCCUCUUGCCUGGAGAUCUAGAACCCUAAUAUAUAAUAUCCUCAGGAAGACUGAAGACGCCAUUAGCAUGACAAAGAGCUGGAUCACAGAUCUAUGAGAUGAAGAAGAAGGGCAAACAAUGAAGAAAGAAUUAGUCCAGGUCAUGUA